Messenger RNA from Lodderomyces pseudojiufengensis, 2256 nucleotides. RefSeq names its product putative AAA family ATPase (gene GCN20). The coding region runs from base 1 to 2256 and encodes 751 amino acids. Lineage: Eukaryota; Fungi; Ascomycota; Pichiomycetes; Serinales; Debaryomycetaceae. Gene Ontology annotation, molecular function: ATP hydrolysis activity; ATP binding. The transcript has a single exon. The record is from RefSeq and is a predicted model, not a curated record.
AUGUCAAAUGUUGGGUUACAAGUUAGACAGGCUGUGCCGUCGAUAGACUCAGUAGUAUCAGAAUAUGCUAUUGGAUAUAUUCAACAUAUUUCAGAUGCAACUGAAGAUAGUGUUAGAGCUCAAAAAUUAAAUAUAGAAGAAGAAAUGAAAUUUUUAAAUAAUCUUUUAAUACUGGCUGGAGGUAAUACUGAAAAGAUAAAAGAACUUACAGAUUCAAUUACUGAACUACUAAGUGAUAAAUUAAGGAAAAAUAUUGAAAAAUUAGCAUUAACUGGUGAUACAUCAAAAAGAUUAUUAGAUAUAAAUAUAUUACAAAAUAAUACAAAAAGAGAUAUAAAUUCAUCAUUAGCUUUAUUGUCAGCAAGUAAUGAUAUUGAACAUACAGGUAGAGUAAUGGAAAGUAGAGUAGAUAAAAAGAAAUUAGAAAAACAAGAAAGAAAAAUUGCAAAAAAAGUUGCAAAACGUAAUAAUAAAUUUGUUAAAUAUGAAGCUUCAAAAUUAUUAAAUGAAAAACAAUCUGAAGAUUAUGAUUCUUUCUUUUUGGAAAUAAAUCCUUUAGAUUUUGGUUCAAGUGCUGGAAAAUCAAAAGAUAUUAAAAUUGAUAAUUUUGAUCUUUAUGUAGGAGAUGGUCAAAGAAUUUUAAGUGAAGCUUCUUUAACUUUAGCUUAUGGUAGAAGAUAUGGUUUAGUGGGGCAAAAUGGUAUAGGUAAAUCUACUUUAUUAAGAGCUUUAUCAAGAAGAGAAUUAAAUGUCCCCAAACAUAUAACGAUUUUACAUGUUGAACAAGAAAUAAGAGGUGAUGAUACUCCUGCAUUACAAAGUGUAUUAGAUGCUGACGUAUGGAGGAAAAGUUUAUUACAAGAGGAAAAUAAAAUAAAUGAAAGAAUUGUGGAGAUUGAAACAUUAAGAAAAGAAUUUGAUGAUGAAUCUUUAGAAGUUAAAAAAUUAGAUAAUGAAAGAGAUGAUUUAGAAGAACAUUUAGUUGAAAUAAAUGAAAAAUUAAAUGAAAUGGAAUCAGAUAAAGCAGAAAGUAAAGCAGCUGGAAUACUAUAUGGAUUAGGUUUCACAAAAGAAUCACAACAUUUACCAACUAAACAAUUUUCAGGUGGUUGGAGAAUGAGAUUAUCAUUAGCAAGAGCAUUAUUUUGUCAACCAGAUUUAUUAUUACUAGAUGAACCAUCAAAUAUGUUGGAUGUUCCAUCUAUUACAUUUUUAGCUAAUUAUUUACAAACAUAUAAAUCAACUAUUUUGGUGGUUUCACAUGAUCGUGCAUUCCUUAAUGAAGUUGCAACUGAUAUUGUUCAUCAACAUUCUGAAAGAUUAGAUUAUUAUAGAGGUUCUAAUUUUGAUUCAUUUUAUGCAACAAGAGAAGAAAGGAUUAAAAAUCAACGUCGUGAAUAUGAAAAUCAAAUGGCUUAUAGACAACAUUUACAAGAAUUUAUUGAUAAAUUUAGAUAUAAUGCAGCAAAAUCUCAAGAAGCUCAAUCAAGAAUUAAAAAACUUGAAAAAUUACCUGUAUUGGAACCACCUGAAGAUGAUAAAGUUGUUACUUUCAAAUUUUCUGAACCUGAUAAUAUAUCACCACCUAUAUUACAAUUACAAGAUGUUACAUUUGGUUAUAGUCCAGAUAAAAUUUUAUUUAAAAAUGUUAAUUUAGAUUUACAAAUGGAUGAUAGAGUUGCAUUUGUAGGGCCUAAUGGUUCAGGUAAAACUACAUUUUUAAAAGUUAUAAUGGGUCAAUUAACUCCUUUAGAAGGAUUUGUAAAUAAAAAUGGUAGAUUAAGAAUUGGAUAUUUUGCUCAACAUCAUGUUGAUGCUAUGGAUUUAUCAUUAUCAGCAGUUUCAUGGAUGAGUUCAGCAUUUCCAGGUAAAUCUGAUGAAGAAUAUAGACGUCAUUUAGGUUCAUUUGGUAUAACAGGUCCAUUAGGUUUACAAAAAAUGCAAUUAUUAUCAGGAGGUCAAAAAUCAAGAGUUGCAUUUGCUGCAUUAUGUUUAAAUCAACCUCAUAUUUUAAUUUUAGAUGAACCUUCAAAUCAUUUAGAUACUCAAGGUUUAGAUGCUUUAGCAGAUGCAAUGAAAAAUUUUAAAGGUGGUAUAUUAAUGGUUUCUCAUGAUGUUAAUAUUAUUGAUAAAGUUUGUAAUAAAAUUUGGGUAGCUGAAAAUGAUACAAUAGAUAAUUUUUCAGGUACUAUUCAUGAUUAUAAAAAACAUAUUUUACAAACUGCAAAUCUAGCAGGAGUUGUUAAGAAGCAUUGA